This is a messenger RNA of Acanthoscelides obtectus, 1782 nucleotides long. Lineage: Eukaryota; Metazoa; Arthropoda; Insecta; Coleoptera; Chrysomelidae. The record is from the annotation of a GenBank genome assembly.
AUGAUAGGGUUUGUCGUGUUGGGUGUACUUUUGUUCUUUACCAGCGACGUUGACGCUGCAGCUAGACGGACAGAUGAUGUCGGUGCAGAAGAACUUAUAACAGUUGUAACGUUGUUUAGGCACGGAGACAGAGCUCCUAAGCUAUCAAUCCCAAAGAUAAAGUACAGUCAUGCUUCUUAUUGGCCGAUGGGACUGGGAGAACUAACGCAGUUUGGUAUACAAAGGUUAUACAGCCUAGGUCAGUGGUUGCGAAAGCGGUAUGACGCACUACUAUCUCCGAUUUAUCACGCAGGCGAAAUAUAUGUUAGAUCUACAGAUAGAGACAGAGCUCUGAUGUCAGCUUACGCGAAUUUGGCGGGACUAUAUCCCCCUAAGGGCUUCCAACUUUGGGACAGUGGCGUUGCCUGGCAGCCUAUUCCAGUGCAUACGGUUCCAAGGGACAUAGAUGACGUUAUCGUGGAGAAAAGAACCUGUCCAAAGUACGAUGCCCUCUUGAAAGAUACCAUCAAUUCAGACUAUUACAUCGAAAUCAACGAAAAAAAUGCUGAUUUAUACAAAAAUAUGUCCGAGUGGACUGGGUUCGAGGUGAAAGAUGUUACUGAUAUCAAUUUGAUCCAUUCUACAUUAACGUCUAUGAAACAUUACAACCUCUCCUACCUACCACAGUGGGAAAAAUACGUCGACUGGGAUUUGCUGGAGUUCCUCAACGGAUUAAAAUACAAAAGGUAUACUACCACCUUAUCGAUGAAACGUCUGAGGUCGGGGCCUUUCAUUGACUACAUUUUCAAGCACAUGGAUAAAGCAAUAUCACCCGAUCAAUCUUCGUCUGUUCCUAAGAUGUUGAUGAUCUCAGCACAUGGAACAACCUUAUCUAUUAUUCUAAACUCUAUGGGAGUUUUCGACGGUCACUUACCAGGCUCAGCUUUCACUGUCUUGUGGGAGUUAAAAAGAACGCAGUGCGGUCGAUACUUCGUCAAUCUUUAUUUAAAAUCUGACAGUGAUUUGAAAAAACUUGCCGUUCGAGGAUGUGAAUUUGAAUGCAGCUAUGAAAACUUCAAGAGUGCUUUGAGCAACAUCACACUAGAUAUAGACAGUUGGAUCAAAGAGUGCUAUGAAUGCUGAUGAGAUUGAGAAGAUGCAUUUCGAUGUGCUCAAGUUGAAAGAUAGUGUGCCGUAUUCAUAAAACAAAGGAUAUCGUUGUACUUGCAAAUUUUGGAGGAAAUCCUCCAGAUGGCAUUUAUAAUAAUUUGAAGUAAAUGCUUAUGCUUUUUGAGUAUAAGCAGUGACAUAAGUAAAAGGAUAUUCAUAAUAUUCACCUUAGACUUGGCAUAGGAAGCGUAUCCUAAAAAAUUCCGAAUGUUGAUACAUAUUUUUUCAACAUCUUCUUCAAGGCAUCGUCCCUUCUCAUUUUUCUUUUUGGAACUUGUGACUUUUGCAUCUGCGAUGAACUGCAGGUCGUUGCCAUUAUUUUCUAUAGUUCACUUCAGGAUGACAUGCUUAUUAAUUUGAUAAAAAACUGUAUCCAGUAAAAAUACGGAACGGUCUGUGUAAGCUCUGGAGUAAAACUGUCUGUGAUGCUGAGUGAACGAACUCCCACGUCAACUACAAGGUGGAACAAGUCAGGGCAUGUCGCUCAAGAUACAAAUACCAUUCAACCUUUCACUGCUUCUUGGAGGAUAUCCUCGCGAGUAUAAGGUAAUCAUUAUGAAUAUGAAAACAAGGAUAUGCUUGUAUGGUUUAUCUGAAGUCACUUGAAAUAGCAUAAAAACCUUUGGUCGGCGC